Drosophila grimshawi is the source of this 2051-nucleotide messenger RNA. It is a transcript of the gene ninaB, whose product is annotated as carotenoid isomerooxygenase. The coding region runs from base 73 to 1902 and encodes 609 amino acids. The transcript has 4 exons. Lineage: Eukaryota; Metazoa; Arthropoda; Insecta; Diptera; Drosophilidae. Gene Ontology annotation, biological process: carotene catabolic process; retinal metabolic process. The record is from RefSeq and is a predicted model, not a curated record. Gene Ontology annotation, molecular function: carotenoid dioxygenase activity; beta-carotene 15,15'-dioxygenase activity.
CAAAUUUUUUUUCUUUUCUCUCUCUCUCUUUGUCUCCCUGCAACUCUUGCGUUCCGGCAACAAACUGUUGCAAUGUCAGCAAGCGUUUUUAAGAAUUUUCUACGUGAUUUUUUUGCGGUCAAGUACGAUGAGCAGCGGGCUGAUCCGGAGGCAACACGUCUGGAUGGCAGUGCUGGCUAUUAUCCCAAUUGUGCCUCGGAUGUUUGGCUGCGCUCCUGUGAGCGUGAGAUUGUUGACCCCAUUGAGGGUCACUUGAGUGGACAUAUACCCACCUGGUUGAAUGGGAGUCUCUUGCGCAAUGGUCCUGGCAGCUGGAAAGUGGGCGACAUGAGCUUCAAUCAUCUGUUCGACUGUUCCGCUUUGCUGCAUCGCUUUGCCAUUAAGAAUGGUCGGGUCACCUACCAGAAUCGCUUUGUGGACACGCAGACGCUGCAAAAGAAUCGCUCGGCUCAACGGAUUGUGGUCACCGAAUUUGGCACAGCUGCCGUGCCGGAUCCAUGUCACUCGAUCUUUGACAAGUUUGGUGCAAUCUUUAAGCCGGACAGUGGCAGCGAUAACUCCAUGAUAUCUAUUUAUCCGUUCGGUGAUCAAUAUUACACAUUUACCGAAACGCCUUUUAUGCACAGGAUUAAUCCGUGCACUUUAGCCACUGAGGGCCGUAUUUGCACCACGGACUUUGUGGGCGUUAUUAAUCACACAUCGCAUCCGCAUGUGGUGGCCAGCGGCACAGUCUACAAUUUGGGCACGACUAUCACAAAAUCUGGGCCGGCCUACACUAUUAUUUGCUUUCCCAACGGCCAGCACAUGUUCGAGGAUGCACAUGUGGUUGCCACACUGCCCUGUCGCUGGAAGCUGCAUCCUGGCUAUAUGCACACGUUUGGACUGACAGACAAUUAUUUUGUGAUUGUGGAGCAACCGUUGUCAGUGUCCUUGACGGACUACGUCCGAUCGCAGUUGAACAAUCAGAAUUUAUCUGCCUGCCUAAAAUGGUACGAGGACAAACCCACACUAUUCCAUCUCAUUGAGCGGGGAAGUGGAAAACUGGUACAGACCUACGAAUCGGAAGCCUUUUUCUAUCUGCACAUUAUCAAUGCUUACGAGCAGGAUGGCCAUGUUGUGGUUGAUAUAUGCAGCUACAAGAAUCCCGAGAUGAUCAAUUGCAUGUAUAUGGAGGCCAUAGCGAAUAUGCAAACGAAUCCCAACUAUGCCAUGCUCUUUCGCGGUCGUCCUUUGCGUUUUGUCCUGCCACUCGGUGCAGGGGUCGUGGCUCUCAGCAAGCGUCGCCUGGUAAAAUCCUUGUCCCUGGUGGGUCUUACCGCACCCCCAUCCUCCCGCCUCAAGCACUCUGCCUCGCAAUACACAGACAUCACCUAUAUGGCCACAAAUGGCAGGCAGGAGAGUCCACAGCAUGGCCGCCAUGAUGAGGAUGCUGGUGUUAAUCUGAUCACUCUGGGCCACACUAAGGCCGAAGCAUAUCAGAGUGCCAAUGGGAUACUGUUGCGACCCGAAAUGCUCUGCGAUUGGGGAUGUGAGACGCCAAGGAUAUACUAUGAGCGUUAUAUGGGAAAAAAAUAUCGCUACUUUUAUGCCAUCAGCUCCGAUGUGGAUGCACAUAAUCCGGGAACGCUCAUCAAAGUGGAUGUUGAGACUAAGACGUGCAAGACCUGGUGCGAGGAUAACAUCUAUCCAAGUGAACCAAUCUUUGUGCCUUCACCACAGCCACAAAGUGAAGAUGAUGGCGUCAUAUUAGCCUCCAUGGUGGUUGGAGGACUCAACGAUCGUUAUGUGGGCUUGAUUGUACUCUGUGCCAAGAGCAUGACGGAGCUGGGUAGAUGUGACUUCCAUACGAAUGGACCUGUGCCCAAGUGUCUGCAUGGCUGGUUUGCGCCGCAUACUGUUUAGGAUUACAUAUGGAAAACUAGCUGUUAGCUUUUAGUUUACUCUCUUUGUAUUAGCUUAAACUCUAGUUGUAGUUAAAUCUUAUUUUCUAUUUGAACUUGGGAUUUAAGAUGUUUGCAAUAAACUCUUGCCACUUUCGCUGGAACACUCGA